AUGUUUCGCAAGGCUCGGCGGGUGAAUGUGAGGAAGAGAAAUGACUCGGAGGAAGAGGAAAGAGAACAGGAGGCCUCGGAGGUCAGCGAGCCCCUCGUCGUGCCUCCUCCGCCCAGCCUCCCUCAGACAGACGGCGGCGUGCAGACGGCCUUCCGGGCCCGGGAGCCUAAAUCCAAACUCCUCAGCUUCCAGGAUGAAGAGGAUGAGGAAGAAGUUUUUUAAAAUAAAGAAAUCAAAUCACAGCAAGAAGAUAGUAAAACUCCUUAAAAAGGAAUUUAAAGAGGAUCAGGAGAAAACGAAACCCAAGCCAGAUGUUAUCCUAGGACUAGAUGGAGAUCAGCCUGUCAGAAAUAUUGUUAUUAAAGAUGGUGGCCUGGAAGAUAUGAACACUGGCAGUGACCUUGGUGAAGAAGAGAUGGAAGUAGAAAGUGAAAAAGAGGAUGAGAAACCCAAAGCUGGUUCUUUUGCCAACUCUAUGUCAUCUUUAAAUGUUCUGCGCCCAGGAGAGAUCCCAGAUGCAGCCUUUAUCCAUGCUGCCCGCAAGAAGAGACAGAUGGCUCGGGAACUAGGGGACGUUCCAUCUUUGGAUACGGAUGGUGGCAAAAGAUUGGUACGUGAAGAUGAGAAUGAUGCCAGCGAUGACGACGAUGAUGAUGAAAAGAGGCGGAUCGUUUUCUCAGUACGAGAGAAAUCACAAAGGCAGAAGAUAGCUGAGGAAAUUGGAAUCGAGGGAAGCGACGACGAAGCUCUUGCAACAGGGGAGCAAGAUGAAGAAAUCAGUCGCUGGGAACAGGAACAGAUACGUAAAGGAAUUAGUAUACCACAGGUCCAAGCACCCCAGCCUGCCGAGACAAAUAAUUUGUUCUACCCAAGCACUUACCAAGGAAUACCCUAUGGUUCAUCUUAUAAUGUCCCUUACACCUAUUCUACUUUCGGAUCUGCUGAAACAAAACCUCCAAAACCAGAUAAUUCUGUCUCUUUCAAAACUCCCAAUAAUGAGAUGACUCCUGUUACUAUUGAUUUGGUAAAGAACCAGCUUAAAGACAGGCUCAGAGCAAUGGAGGAAACUCACAAAGCAAAUUUGGAAAUGUAUGAGAAGCAUGAUCAAAGCCGGCAAGACUCCAAUAAAGCAAUUAGCCGAUUAGAAGGGUGUUCUGGGGAUAAUGCCGAACGGUAUCAGUUCUUACAAGAAAUGCGAGGGUAUGUCCAAGACUUGCUUGAGUGUUUCCGUGAAAAGGUGCCCCUGGUUAACGACCUUGAAACGGCAAUGCACCAGCUGUACAAACAGCGAGCUGCCCGCCUUGUCCAAAGACGACAAGAUGAUAUUAAAGAUGAAUCUUCGGAGUUUUCGAGCCAUUCAAGUAAAGCGGUCAUGGCACCAAAUCUCGACUCUUUUGGGCGAGAUCGAGCAUCUUACCAAGAACACGCAAAGCAGAGGAGGAUAGCUGAGAGAGAAGCCCGAAGAGCACGUCGGAGGCAAGCUCGAGAGGUAACCGGCAAGAUGGCCGAACACCUUGAAGGUCUUUCUAGCGAUGAUGAAGAGACGUCCACUGACAUCACUAAUUUCAACAUGGAGAAGGAUCGCAUUCUAAAAGAUUCUAGUAAAGUUUUUGAAGAUACACUGGAACAUUUUUAUUCUUUUGACUGUAUUAAAGAGCAGUUUGAAACCUGGAGAUGUAAAUAUGAGAAUUCCUAUAAAGAUGCUUAUAUUGGACUUUGCUUACCGAAACUUUUAAGUCCUCUCGUACGGCUACAGCUUUUAACUUGGAACCCUUUGGAGCCCAAUUGUUGUGACUUUGAAAGUAUGAUGUGGUUUGAGAGUUUACUCUUCUAUGGCUGUGACGUGCAAGAAGCAGACAAGGAGGAUGCAGACGUUGCUCUAUUACCGUCCUUAGUGGAAAAAGUUGUUCUCCCCAAGCUAACAGUUAUUGCUGAGAGCGUGUGGGACCCCUUCUCCUCUACACAGACGAAUAGACUGGCUGCCGUGAUGCAGAAGCUAAUAAAUGGAUACCCUACCGUUGUAAAUUCUGGCAAUAAAAACACAGAGGCACUACUCAAAGCUUUAUUAGUAAGAAUGAGAAGGACUUUGGACGAUGAUGUCUUCAUGCCAUUGUAUCCUAAAAACGUUAUAGAGAAUAAAAAUUCGGGGCCAUGUGUGUUCUUUCAGCGCCAGUUCUGGUCAUCUGUGAAGCUACUUGGUAACUUCCUGAAGUGGUACGGAGUUCUUUCCAACAAGUGUUUACAGGAACUGGCAAUAGACGGCCUGCUGAACAGAUACAUAUUGAUGGCUUUCCAGAAUAACGAGAGUGGAGAAGACAGCAUCAAGAAAGCCCAGAGUGUCAUUGCUUGUUUUCCUAAGCAGUGGUUUUCAAACCUCAAAGGUGGCAAAACGAUUCCACAGCUGGAGAACUUUGCCCGCUAUCUUACACAUCUCUCCGGUGUCAUCUACAGACAGAAUGUUGGCUGCUCAGAUGUAGAGAAACGAAAUGCCAGGGACCAGAUCCGGCAGAUAGUAAAGCUGCUUGCAGCUAUCCGUGCUCUCCAAAACGCGGUGUCAGUGGCAAACGAUUACAACAUUAAAGAUAUCAAGUCCUCUUCAGAUGGGAAAUGA
This is a messenger RNA of Staurois parvus, 2611 nucleotides long. Lineage: Eukaryota; Metazoa; Chordata; Amphibia; Anura; Ranidae. The record is from the annotation of a GenBank genome assembly.